ACUUCAUCCCUUUACUUCAUUGCCUUCUCGUGCCUCGGGAGCGGCACUAUAAAAUGUGUCCCGCAGCCAUGUCGGAAGUCUUCACGUCUUUUGAAGACUCCCUCCCAUCCCUCCCACAAUCUCUCAACUUGACCGUCCUCUAUAAUGGGCUUCAAACACACUCUUUUAUGUAUUGUUUGUUUUGCAGUGGUAGCUGUCAAUGCAACGGCUGUGAUGCAUCGUCCAGACAAUUACAAGGACUCUCCUUCCACCGCCAGCUCGAAGACGAACCCAGAAGCCCGUGAUCUGGAAGAACCUUACAAAGGAAAGGCGUCUGUCGGGUACUUUACCAACUGGGGUAUAUACAGCGCGGAUUUUCAGCCCCAAGAUAUUGUCACUGACAGUUUAAGUCACAUUCUGUAUUCUUUUGCUGAUGUGGACCCCUGGUCUGGAGCCAUAAGCCUUACUGAUUCGUGGGCCGAUGAAGAAAAACAUUACGACGGAGACAGUUGGACAGAGAGUGGCACGAAUUUGUACGGCUGUCUCAAGCAAAUGUACCUCAUCAAGCUUGCCAACCGGAAAAUCAAAGUCCUCCUUUCCAUUGGCGGCUGGACAUAUUCACAGGCCGGCCAUUUCGCCUUCGUUACUUCCGAAUCUAGCCGUGCAACAUUUGUCUCCAAUGCCGUUACUCUCAUUGAGGACUACGGCUUCGAUGGAAUUGACCUUGACUUUGAAUACCCAGCCAACGCUGCCGAAGGACAAGGUUUUGCCGACCUCUUCACAGAGCUUCGUACCGCAUUUGACAAUCUCGCCAACUCUAAAGGCGACAGCACUCCAUACCAGCUGUCCGCCGCUGUGGCUGCUGGUCCCAAUAACUAUGCCAAUCUCGUCGUACCCCAGAUGAACGCUGCUUUGACCUACUGGAAUCUCAUGUCCUACGACUACUCUGGUUCAUGGUUGGACUACACGGACAACCAAGCUAAUCUUUACGGCGGUGCGCGCACAGGUGUCAGCACCGACGCUGUUGUGCAGCAUUUCAUUUCGGCUGGUGCGGAUGCUUGCAAGAUCAACAUGGGAAUUCCUCUCUAUGGACGUGCCUUUGAGAAUACCGACGGUCUAGGAGCAUCUUUCAAUGGUGUAUGCUUCCGAGCCUACUUUCUGACUUUCAUUGGUUUUGACGUCUAUUUUCAGGUUGGUCCUGGAACCAUCGAAGCUGGAGUGUACUCGUAUAAUGUUCUUCCUCUUGCCAGUGCCCAAGUCUUCGAAAACACAGAUGAUGUCAGCAGUUACUCGUACGACUGGUCUUUCCGAGAGCUCGUUUCAUACGAUACUCCCAACAUAGUCACCCUCAAGGCACAGUACAUCAACGACUGUGGUCUCGCUGGCUCCAUGUUCUGGGAGCUUUCAACCGAUAAAAUUGGCUCCGAAUCCCUUGUCGGAACCGCUGCUGGUGUCCUCGGAACUCUUGACAAGACCAAGAACCACAUAAACUAUCCUAAUAGCAAGUGGGAUAAUAUUAGAAAUAAUAUGGGCCAGUGGUAGACUAUGGCACUUAUAUUAUUUUAUACCGAGCAAGCGAGAUACCAUACUUUACUUUUCCAUUAGUGACGCACGGUGUUGAGAAAACAAAUAUCGUUCAUUGAUGGAUACAUUAACUAACAGCUCGUCCGAUUGCAUCUGCUACGUCUAACCGUCUAUCCAUGCUGCUAGUUUUCGAAUGUAAUUCUUUGGCUCGAGGGUGGCAUACGCAUCUUGUAA
This is a messenger RNA of Guyanagaster necrorhizus, 1737 nucleotides long. RefSeq names its product glycoside hydrolase family 18 and carbohydrate-binding module family 5 protein. Gene Ontology annotation, biological process: chitin catabolic process; carbohydrate metabolic process. The coding region runs from base 145 to 1521 and encodes 458 amino acids. Gene Ontology annotation, cellular component: extracellular region. The record is from RefSeq and is a predicted model, not a curated record. NCBI's taxonomy places the organism in Eukaryota, Fungi, Basidiomycota, Agaricomycetes, Agaricales, Physalacriaceae. Gene Ontology annotation, molecular function: chitin binding; chitinase activity. The transcript has 7 exons.